Molecule: messenger RNA, 2592 nt
Organism: Oldenlandia corymbosa var. corymbosa
Lineage: Eukaryota; Viridiplantae; Streptophyta; Magnoliopsida; Gentianales; Rubiaceae
Source: the annotation of a GenBank genome assembly
AUGGCGGUGACGCCUCUUCUUCACCAGCGCAAGCUUUUCUUCAUCAAUCUUGAUUCCAAAUUAUCAUCUUCUCCCACCUCUCCUUUCUUCUCCACCUCUUCUUUUCUUGCUUCCCCAAAGUCCCUUAAUUCCUUCUCUUCUUCUUCUUCUUCUUCUUCUACUCAACUUCUCCAUCAACCAUGUACUCUCCGGCGACGGGUCUCUACUGCUCCGGUAGAGUAUGCGCCGGCGCCGGAGUUCGACUUCCACCUAGAAAUUGCCAGGCUCAAAGCUCUGAGGUCCAACCUCUCCGACUUAACUUCCUUGCCGGACAAAAUUAGAGCCUUGAAUACUGAUUCCAGGGUCAAAUUCUUCUUCAUUUCCAGUGGGAAUCAGUUUAUGAGGCUUUUGGAGACUUUGGGGUUCGAUGAAUAUCAAGUGUAUUUGCUCAAGUGCUUGGUUGCGGCUGGGCAACAGCAUGUGCUUGGGCUCGCCUUUGAGGAGACUUCUUCUUCCGGGAGCUCUUUAAAGAGCGCACUUUAUGCUUUGGCGGAGAUGAUUGAGAAAUGGGACGGCAAUGUGGAAAGCCAUGGAUUGGGAUACGGAGAUGAUGACAUCAGAUCACUGAGAGCAUUGUUGAAGACUCUUGCUGAGGUCGAGCAUUUCUAUGAUUGCAUUGGAGGUAUCAUUGGAUAUCAGAUUACGGUUCUAGAGCUGUUAGCUCAAUCAACUAAUGAAGCACAGGCCACAAGCUGGUCUCAGCAAUCUAAAAAAUCCCAGUGCCAGUUUAUCGAAAUUCAUCCUCCUAAUGUACUUGAUCUUUCUCAAGAUACUGAAUAUGCUUCUGAAGCUGCUUUAUGGGGAAUUGAGGGCUUGCCAGACUUGGGAGAAAUCUAUCCUCUAGGAGGCUCAGCAGACAGGCUUGGCUUGGUGGACUCUGACACUGGUGAAUGUCUUCCUGCUGCCAUGCUACCAUAUUGUGGAAGGACAUUACUGGAAGGUCUAAUAAGAGAUCUUCAGGCUCGGGAAUUUUUGUUUUUCAAGUUGUAUGGAAGACAAUGCAUCACUCCUGUAGCUAUUAUGACUAGCUCUGCAAAGAAAAAUCACGAGCGCAUUGUUUCACUAUGCGAAAGACUUGGAUGGUUUGGAAGAGGGAGAUAUAGCUUCAAGUUAUUUGAACAGCCUCUUGUUCCAGCAAUUAGUGCCGAAGAUGGGCAAUGGAUUGUCUGUAGACAAUUUGCACCAGUUUGCAAGCCUGGAGGUCAUGGCGUAAUCUGGAAACUUGCAUAUGAUAAGGGCGUAUUUCAGUGGUUUCAAGAUCAUGGACGUAAGGGUGCAACUGUUCGACAAGUCAGUAAUGUUGUGGCUGCUACAGAUUUGACAGUCUUGGCCUUGGCAGGAAUUGGUCUUCGGCAAAAGAAGAAACUAGGCUUUGCUUCAUGUAGAAGAGCCAAGGGGGCAACAGAAGGAAUAAAUGUACUCCUCGAGAAAAAGACUCUAGAUGACCAGUGGUCAUAUGGUAUAUCAUGUAUUGAGUACACAGAAUUUGAUAAAUUCGGAAUUGUCGAGGGCCCUCUUUCAUCUAAAAGCUUGGAGGCAGACUUUCCAGCCAACACAAAUAUUCUUUAUGUAGAUUUGCAGUCAGCAGAGAUGGUUGCAUCAAGUGAUAGUGAAGCCAGUUUGCCUGGCAUGGUACUUAAUGUGAAGAAGCCAGUAAAAUACGUUGACCAGUUUGGGAUGACACGCUGUGUCCCUGGCGGCCGUCUGGAAUGUACAAUGCAAAAUAUUGCGGAUAAUUUUUGUAACUCAUUUUCAUCACGAUGUUAUAAAGGUGUAGAAGAAGAGCUAGAUACCUUCAUUGUGUAUAACGAAAGAAGGAAGGUCACAUCUUCAGCUAAGAAGAAAAGGCUACAUGGUGUCAAGUCGUUGCACCAGACUCCUGAUGGAUCUCUACUGGAUAUCUUACGCAAUGCUUAUGAUCUCCUUUCCCACUGUGACAUAAGUAUACCUAAGAUCCUUAGAAAUGAAGAUUAUGUUGAUUCUGGGCCCCCAUUUCUCAUUCUACUUCAUCCUGCCCUGGGCCCACUUUGGGAAGUCACCAGACAGAAGUUCCAUGGAGGUUCGAUCUCAGUGGGUUCUGAGUUACAAAUAGAAGUUGCAGAGUUCUGGUGGAGAGAUGUGCAGCUUGAUGGGAGUCUGAUAAUUUUGGCUGAGAAUGUUAUGGGAUCAACUGUGGUUAAUGGGAGUGGAGAAAAAAUUCUACAAUAUGGGAAAAGGUGUGCAAGAUGUAAGUUGGAAAAUGUCAAAGUACAUAAUAAAGGAAUUGAUUGGGAAUCUGGAGAAAACGUGUACUGGAAGCAUGAUGUAAAUCGGAUUGAGGCUCUGAAGAUUUUACUCCAUGGGAAUGCAGAAUUCGAAGCAGCAGACGUGACCCUACAGGGUAAUCAUCUUUUUGAGGUUCCUGAUGGCUACCGAAUGAAAGUUACAUCUGGGAAUUCAGGUGUAGAAGUCCAAUUAGACAGAAUUGAUGAGAAAAUGAUGGAUUGUGGAAGCUGGUUUUGGAGCUAUAUGAUACAGGGCAAUCACAUUCAGUUAAAAUUGGUGGAAGUAUAG